AUGUUCUUCAAAGCGGCUCUCGGCCUGUUUGCCACCGCGGCGUCCGUCGUCUCAGCGGCUCCGGCCGCGAACGAGCUUACCGGAUACGAAUAUGUCGUUGUUGGCUCCGGCGCCGGCGGCGGUCCUCUGGCUGCGCGUCUAGCCUUAGCCGGCCACAAGACGCUGUUGAUCGAGGCCGGCGACGACCAGGGCCAAAAUACCAACGUCUCGGUGCCUGCCUACUCUGCGCUGGCCUCCGAGGACGGCGCUCUGGCAUGGAACUUCUUUGUUCAUCACUACGCGGACGAAAAGCGCCAGGCACGCGACUUCAAGACCAGCUACGACACGCCGGACGGCGGCCUGUACACCGGCCUUAGCCCGCCUGCUGGCUCCAAGAUGAAGGGCACACUCUACCCGCGCACCCAGACCCUCGGUGGAUGCACGGCGCACAAUGCCCUCGUCACAAUCUACCCGCACCGCUCCGACUUUGACUACAUUGCCCAGCUCACCGGUGACGACUCGUGGGGCCACGACAACAUGCGCAAGUACUUUGUGCGCAUGGAGGACAAGAACUACGGCCUGCCCCUCGAUGGGGGUCACGGCUACCACGGCUGGCUCAGCACGGAAUACACAAAGCUCACGCUGGCGCUGGAAGACCCGCAGCUGCUGAGCAUCUACACCGGUGGCGCCUUGGCCUCGGGCAAGCUCCUGCCGUCUGUGGGCGAUCUCGCAUCUCUGCUUCUCGGCGAUGCGAACGCUGAUACCGAAUCCCGAGACAAGACCAACUCUUACUACCAGGUCCCCAUCUCUACAAAGAGUGGUGCGCGCGUCGGCUCUAGAGACUUCGUCGUUUCUGUGCGCGAUGCCAAGGACAAGAACGGCAACAAAAAGUACCCUCUCGACGUGCGUCUCAACUGCCAUGUCACCAAGGUCAUCAUUGAUGAGAGUGGUGACAAGCCGCGCGCUACUGGCGUCGAGUUUCUCGACGGCCAGUAUUUGUACAAAGCCAGCCCUCGCUAUGGCACUGCCGGCAAGGGAAAGCCCGGCAAGGUCAGCGCUUCCCGCGAAGUCAUUGUCGCAGGAGGAACCUACAACUCGCCCCAGAUCCUGAAGCUCAGCGGCAUCGGUCCCCGCCAGGAGCUCGAGUCGUUGAAGAUUCCCGUAGUCGUCGACCUGCCGGGCGUCGGCGGCAACCUUCAGGACCACUACGAGAUUAACGUACAGGGCAAAGCCCCCAAGGACUUUUCCGUCCUCAACGGCUGCACCUUUGGCCUGCGCGGCGAGCACGACCGCUGCCUCGACCAGUGGCAGAAGCCCUUCCUCGGCGACCGCGGCACCCUCGCGACCAACGGCCUGCCGGUCGCUAUGUUCCACAAGAGCUCGGCCUCGGACGACGGCAACUACGACAACUUCAUCUUUGGCGGGCCCGUCAACUUCCGCGGUUACUUCCCCCAGUACAGCGUUAACAUCACCGAGGACCACGACUGGUUCACCUGGGCCAUCCUCAAGGCGCACCCGCGCAACAAUGCUGGUACCGUGCGCCUGCGCUCCUCGGACCCGCUCGACGUGCCCGAGAUCACGUACAACUACUUUGACACGGGCGUCGGCGAUUACGCCAAGGACCUGCAGUCGCUGGCCGAGGCCGUCGGCGUCGCGCGCGACGCCCUCAAGCGCCAGCUCGUGCCCGUCCGCGAGGUGCUGCCGGGCAAGGACGUGACGAGCCAGGCGGACAUUGAGCAGUACGCCAAGGACACCGCCUGGGGCCACCACGCCUCGUGCACCUGCCCCAUUGGCGCCGACGACGACAAGAUGGCUGUGCUGGACUCGAGCUUCCGCGUCCGUGGCGUGGACGGCCUCCGCGUGGUGGAUGCCUCUGUGUAUCCCAAGAUUCCGGGCACGUUUACGGCGGUCUCUACAUACAUGGUGGGAGAAAAGGCGGCUGAUGUUAUCCUCAGCCAGAUCAAGAACUAA
Molecule: messenger RNA, 1950 nt
Organism: Akanthomyces muscarius
Lineage: Eukaryota; Fungi; Ascomycota; Sordariomycetes; Hypocreales; Cordycipitaceae
Exons: 1
Coding region: 1-1950 (649 amino acids)
Molecular function (GO): oxidoreductase activity, acting on CH-OH group of donors; flavin adenine dinucleotide binding
Source: RefSeq, a predicted model, not a curated record